Molecule: messenger RNA, 4440 nt
Organism: Salvelinus fontinalis (brook trout)
Lineage: Eukaryota; Metazoa; Chordata; Actinopteri; Salmoniformes; Salmonidae
Product: potassium voltage-gated channel subfamily B member 1-like
Exons: 3
Coding region: 1185-3629 (814 amino acids)
Biological process (GO): potassium ion transmembrane transport; protein homooligomerization
Cellular component (GO): membrane; voltage-gated potassium channel complex
Molecular function (GO): delayed rectifier potassium channel activity; protein binding
Source: RefSeq, a predicted model, not a curated record
UCAAGCUGUGGGCUAGAGCGCACUUGCCAAUACCAGAGUGGGCACAUAUACGGCAACCUUUUUUGUGGCAAACCAUCUGUAGAGUUCAAAAUGCGAUCGAAACCGAUUUAACUUGUAUUUUUUAUUCGGUACAUGGGAAUGUAACCACAAAAAAGCCUUUUAUCUGGAACAAGUCAAUUUGAAGGACACAUACCUAUGGUGAAAAAAUGCGCAUAUUGUUUUUAUGCGCAUUUUAGAAUAUUAGCAUGAAAAUCGUUUGCCAAUUGGAUGGAAACUUACAAACACCUGUUCUCUAUUGCGCACAAUAGUGCUGAACCCAGUGAAUGCUACUUGAUUUGUAGUCUUUAUGGUUUUGUGUCAUUGUGUAUAUGUGGGCCAUUGAUCAUGCCCACUGCAGGGGAGACCAAAACAACUGUGCCCUGCCAAGACUGUAAACAUCGUUUUAAAAAAAAAAUUAUACUCUAGUGCACACUGUUGUUCCAUGUCGCAAAGAGUGGGGCACAAAGACAGAGCAACUGCGUAAUUUCUCAUCACCCUAUGGCCCUAGCUGCGCUUUACAAUAAAUCAUUGCAGCUGAAGCCUGAAGGUUACCUAUUUAUGUAGUAAUUAUAUUACCUCAUGAUUGUUUUGUGUUUACUGGCUUUUGGAAGACUCUGGGUUGUAGAGGAUGUGCAAGCGCAGCCCCUUUGAUAACGAAUAGGUUUAAGCUGCAUCCCCCCGGCAGUGCAGCUUCUGGUUGGAGGAGCGCAACCUCGGCGAAAUCAGCCCUUGCAGAACCCCGCUGGAGCGUAGCCCGCCACGCACGGUACAAGCACACAACUCAGCAACCAGGUAUAGAGGAAUCGGUGCAUUCACAUCAUACUUGUUGAUCCGUUCCGUAAGGGAAGAGCAGGACACUGGUUCGACCUGAGAUUUUACAGCGCGUGUAACCCCAUUUUAAACAUGUCUGUUGCGGGGAUGAUGUCUCUAUAAACAGCCUCCAAUAGACAGGCGGUGAGCGGAGCAACAAUUCAGCGCACUGUUUUUUUAAGAUGUUGAAAUGUUUCUUCUUACACUCUCAGGCUAAAAGUAACAUAUCCACAGGAAUGGGGGAGAACAGACCCUAAUGUAGGAUCGUGUCUUCUGGACCUGUCUGACACUAUAGUUUUGGACAUUAUUCAAUUUCAAGUGGCCGAACGUCUUGAAUGAGAAUGAAUAAAGGGGUCUCUCGGUCGACCACAUCGAUUCCACCGGAGCCGGUGGAAAUCAUCCGUAGCAAGUCGCACUCCCGUCGGGUGACACUCAAUGUUGGUGGUCUUCUCCACGAAGUUCUAUGGAGAACACUGGACAGGUUACCCCGAACAAGGCUGGGCAAACUACGAGACUGUAACACCCACGAGUCUCUCAUGGAGAUAUGCGAUGACUACAGUUUGGAUGAUAAUGAGUAUUUUUUCGACAGACACCCUGGGGCUUUCACGUCCAUUCUGAAUUUCUCCCGCACGGGAAAGUUGCACAUGAUGGAGGAGAUGUGUGCUCUGUCGUUCAGUCAGGAGCUGGACUACUGGGGUAUAGAUGAGAUCUACCUGGAGUCCUGUUGCCAGGCCAGGUACCACCAGAAGAAGGAACAGAUGAACGAGGAGCUCAAACGAGAGGCUGAGUCUAUGAAGACCAGGGAAGGCGAGGAUUUUGAUACCACAUGUUGUUCUGAGAAGCAAAAAAAACUUUGGGAUCUCAUGGAGAAGCCUAGUUCAUCGUUAGCUGCUAAGGUCCUGGCCAUCAUCUCCAUCCUCUUUAUCGUGCUGUCAACUAUUGCCUUGUCUCUGAACACCCUCCCGGAGCUGCAGGACAAAGACGAGUUUGGCCAGGUGACAGACAACCCUCAGCUGGCUCACGUGGAGGCGGUGUGCAUCGCCUGGUUCACAAUGGAGUAUUUGCUCCGCUUCAUCUCCUCGCCAAGCAAGUGGAAGUUCUUCAAGGGUCCGCUGAACAUCAUUGACCUGCUGGCCAUCCUGCCCUACUACGUCACCAUCUUCCUGACUGAGUCCAAUAAGAGUGUUCUACAGUUCCAGAACGUCCGGAGGGUGGUGCAGAUCUUCCGAAUAAUGCGUAUUCUGCGUAUUCUGAAGCUAGCCAGGCAUUCCACAGGGCUCCAGUCUCUGGGCUUCACCCUGAGGAGGAGUUACAAUGAGCUGGGCCUGCUCAUCCUCUUCUUGGCCAUGGGCAUCAUGAUCUUCUCCAGUCUCGUCUUCUUCGCUGAGAAGGACGAAGAGGACACUAAGUUUAAAAGCAUCCCUGCCUCCUUCUGGUGGGCCACCAUUACUAUGACUACGGUGGGAUAUGGCGACAUAUACCCAAAGACUUUAUUGGGCAAGAUUAUUGGGGGUCUGUGCUGCAUAGCUGGAGUGUUGGUGAUAGCCUUGCCCAUCCCUAUCAUCGUCAACAACUUCUCAGAGUUCUACAAGGAGCAGAAGAGGCAGGAAAAGGCCAUCAAGAGGCGGGAGGCCCUGGAGAAAGCCAAGAGAAACGGCAGCAUCGUUUCCAUGAACAUGAAGGAGGCGUUCGCACGCAGCGUCGAGCUCAUGGACGUAGUAGUAGAAAAUAAUGGAGAGAACAUGGGGAAGUUGCAGGGCAACCACCUGUCUCCCAGCUACAGGAAAGGGACUCCCAAGCGGACUACCUCAGAGACGGGUUCCGCCAAGUCUCUGGAGCCCAGCUCACCAGACAAAGCCCUUCCUGGAAGCCCUCAGCACCUCAACGCUCAGAAACUGGAGGAGAUGUACAACAAGAUGGCCAAGACCCAAUCUCAACCUAACCUUAACAACAAGGACAAGGCACCUUUAUCUAAAGCAGCCAAGAAGAGAGAUGAGAUAGAGAUGGGAAGCAUCCCUAUGGAGCCUGCCCCAACCACAGACAUGAGGAGCAUGUCCAGUAUUGACAGCUUCAUGAGCUGCGCUGCCGACUUCACCGAAAGCGCCCGCUGCUCCCACAGCCCCAGCACCAGUGUACCAGGGAGGGUUAGCGCCAACCCCAUGCUUGAAAUCACCCUGGAGGAUGAGGCCAUGGACGGCCCUCACACUGCUACCAAGCUCCUUGGAGGACGAGGCUCCAAGUGCGGCCUCCCUGACAGCCCCCGUGGCCUGCGCUUCAGUAACCCUCUCAAGAACCGCUCACUCAAGGUCAACUUCAAAGGUGGCGGCGCAGGCCCCUCCUUCUCCUUCUCAGCACAGGGUCCAGGGGGUGGGGCCCUCUCAGAUAGCUCUGCCCUCUCUGACCACUCCUUCAUGAGUCCUGAGGUGUCUGUCUACACCACCGCCAGCAGCAGGACCCCACCCCAUGAGACCCUGAUCCCCACAAUCUUCACAUUCCACGACGCUUCCAUUAGUAAGUUCAUUGAUGCUGACACAGACGAGGAGGAGCACCUCCAUGACGGCUCAGGCACCAACCCCUCCCAGAGGCUCCUUGGAAAAGCCAGCCCCAAGCUCAGGUCCCAUAGCAGCCACCACAUUGCAGCCAACCACCUGGAGGGCUCCCAGAGGAUGCUGGCUAAUAGUGUGUUCCCCUUGGAGGGCAGGCCAGGGGGGGGACAGGAGAACCAUGUGCUCUCCCGGGGAGAGAGCAGUUGUUCAAACACCAAUAAUGGGAGCAAGUGAGGCAGGAGGAGGGAAAAGGUAGUAUGGAGAGCACCCAAACAGGAGGACAUGGUACAAAUACUACAGAUAAAUAAAAGAAAACAUGAACUCUAACCCAUACCAGGAGCUGCACCUCUACUCACUUGAGUAAAAGGCACUGAAAACACAUUUGGUGUUUUUUUUUUAUUUGUAACAAAUGCCCAAUAAGUAGAACUUUUGGGACACAGGAGGGAGCUCACUCUUCCUUCCUUUUCCUGCUACUUGAGUGCAUAGACCGUCAGGAUGGCAGCAAAAUUACUGAAGGCAUUGGGGGAUGCUACUGUGGGACUGAGAAAGAGAGGGUGCAUUGCUGUAUCCAAAGGGGAUACACAUAACUCUGCAGAAUCAGGUCACGCACAGUAGAUUUAGCCAUUACUGAAUCAACAUUGUGUUAAGAGAAAUUUAGUUUGUUUUCUUCCUCAAAACUGGCCUUAGUUAUAUGUGACUGUGUGUAUGCAUAGCAUGUGUGCGUGUGCUUGUAUGUCUGUGAGUGUAUGUUUAUGCAUGAUGAUAGGCAGAUAAACAUACACAUACACACACAAGCAUACAUCAUUUGAUGUAUAUUAUUUUUCCGUUCUUUUCUAAAAAAGUAAAUAGCAUAAUUUCUUUGGUUUGUUAUUUUGUAAUGCUGUCUAAGAGGUGAACUUUCAUCCCUGUUUCACAACAGUUUGGGUCAGCCAUUACAGAGGACACAGCCACUGGCAUAUCCUGUCUGUUUCCUCAUUCCCAUCAUGCCCCAUUCCUGGCAUGAGAAAGUGAAUAUUGUGAUGAGUGAUAAAUAUUUUUAAUUCUG